Messenger RNA from Castor canadensis (American beaver), 2543 nucleotides. The record is from RefSeq and is a predicted model, not a curated record. Lineage: Eukaryota; Metazoa; Chordata; Mammalia; Rodentia; Castoridae.
GGCUGCCGGCCGGGAGGGCUGGGCGACUCGGGUCCCGCCCCUCGGGUCGCUCCCUCCAACUCUUUCUUCCCGCCGCCCCGUAAGCGAGUUCACCGGCGCCUGGGUCCGAACCCUGCCCCGCGGCGACCAGAGGAACGGCCUGCGCCGGGGCUGCCCAGGCACAGUCACGUCGGAAGCCCGGUCGGGUUCGGUGCCGGGCCCUCUGGGUCACCCCAAGCCGACCGGAAGAUGCCUCCAGAAUCCUGAAGUCAAACUGAGCCAUGAUACCACGGCUGAAGCCCCUGGAGAGGGCCUGAUUUCAGACUUGGAGUUGCCUAUGAGAAAGUCUUCGGAGAGACUCCUGCAGGAACGCUGUUGGCUCCUGUGAGAAAAGGGCUCUGGGGCCUGAGUUGGCAGACAGCUGGGCUGCAGCUAUGGACCGUGAGCUGGCCCAGGCCUGCGUCCUUGCUGAACCUGCCCGUCUGUGGCCGCUCCCACCAUGGGCUCCUUGGUGUAUAUCACAGUGGAGCUGGCCAUUGCCGUGCUGGCCAUCUUGGGCAAUGUGCUUGUGUGCUGGGCUGUGUGGAUCAACAGCAACCUACAGAAUGUCACCAACUACUUUGUGGUGUCGCUGGCGGCAGCUGACAUUGCGGUGGGUGUACUCGCCAUCCCGUUUGCCAUCACCAUCAGCACUGGGUUCUGCGCUGCCUGCCAUGGCUGCCUUUUCUUUGCCUGCUUCGUCCUGGUCCUCACCCAGAGCUCCAUCUUCAGCCUCUUGGCCAUCGCCAUUGACCGCUACAUUGCCAUUCGCAUCCCUCUCCGGUACAACGGCUUGGUGACAGGUAUGAGGGCCAAGGGCAUCAUUGCGAUCUGCUGGGUGCUGUCAUUUGCCAUCGGCCUGACGCCCAUGCUGGGCUGGAACAACUGCAGCCAGAUGAAAGAGGGCAGGAACCACUCGCAGGCCUGCGGAGAGAGCCAGGUUACCUGUCUCUUUGAGGAUGUGGUACCCAUGAACUACAUGGUAUACUAUAAUUUCUUUGCUUUUGUGCUAGUGCCCCUGCUGCUCAUGCUGGGCAUCUACUUGAGGAUUUUUCUGGCAGCCCGGCGACAACUGAAGCAGAUGGAAAGCCAGCCCCUGCCAGGGGAGCGGACCCGGUCCACACUGCAGAAGGAGGUCCAUGCUGCCAAGUCAUUGGCCAUUAUUGUGGGACUCUUUGCCCUCUGCUGGCUGCCCCUGCACAUCAUCAACUGCUUCACCUUCUUCUGCCCAACGUGCAGCCACGCCCCUCUCUGGCUCAUGUACCUGGCUAUUGUCCUCUCCCACAGCAAUUCCGUUGUCAAUCCCUUCAUCUAUGCCUACCGGAUCCGCGAGUUCCGCCACACUUUCCGCAAGAUCAUUCGCAGCCAUGUCCUGAGGAGGCAGGAACCCUUCAAGGCAGGGGGCACCAGUUCCCGGGCUUUGGCAGCUCACAGCACCGAGGGAGAGCAGGUCAGCCUCCGCCUCAAUGGCCAUCCACCCAGGGUGUGGGCCAACGGCAGUGGCCCCCAUCCAGAACGGCCCAAUGGCUAUGCCCUGGGGCUGGUGAGCAGAGGGAGUAUCCAAGGACCGCAUCAGGCUGUGGCCCUCUCAGACGUGGAGCUCCUUAGCCAUGAACACAAGGGAGCUUGCCCAGAGUGCCCCGGCCUAGAGGAACCCCUGGCCCACGGCAGAGCAGGAGUGUCCUGAUGGUCCACGGAAUUUGCACCUUCCUGUGGGAAGGAAAUCUUUCUCUUUCUGGUUGGCUGGACCAGUCACAUUGGGAGAAGAGAGGAACGAAUGUGCGAGAAGACCCAUUAGGCAUCUGCCUCCCACUUUGAACUGAAAGGAGGAAGCCCCUAGCUGGAGCAGCAUGAGGCCCAGCAAGAAGGGCCUGAGGUCUGAGGAAGUAGCUGUUUCAUGCUGUGAGGUCCUAUACUAGGCUAGGACCACAGCACCAGCAGUAUCUUCACUGGGCAGGGCCCAGUCCCCCACUCCAGAAGCAUCUAGAAGCUCCUUGUCUCUGCAGAGCAAUUGUGGCUUAGCAGACUGGGGGAGUGGCUGCAAAAAGCCUCCGUCAACACAUGCCAACUUCCCAGACUUUCUGGGGCUCAAGGAGCUGCUGGCCUAGAGGGUGGCACUUGAUUAUUUUUGCCAGGAGAAGAUGUUAAGUGUGAGGAAAUCCUUUCUAUUUUAUUAUCUUCCUCUCCCUGGCUGCAGGGACUGUUGCCAGUCCUGCUGCUAACCUUGUACCAGGAAUCUGCCCAGGGAGUCUCAGGCAACCCUCUCCUGCUGCCCAAAGCUGCCAUACACUUACUCCCAGGGCCAUCUCUUGGGGCAACAAAACUGGGCUGGAGGACAGGGAGUUGUAAUAGAAACAGUGCCAGGGCAUGGGCUCAGGCCCCAGAUCCCAGGGAAGAGGCUGGGGCUGGCAGGCCAUGGGCCUGAGCCUGGGUAGCUCAGAACUGCCCAAUUAGAGGUCCUAACUGCCUUUCCACUAAAGGGAAUGUUUUUUGUUUUGUUUUGUUUUUUUGAGACAAAAUAAAAA